UGAUCUGCAUUUUGCUGAUGGCAGUAUUUCAUCCUGUACAUACGGCGCUCGGCAACAUCAAAAUCAUGGCACACACAAGUUUGAAUCAAUAUUUGCAACAGGUAGAAAACGGGAUCAAAAGGAGAGAUGGCAGCCUUCUUGCUGACCAUCUUUCUUUCAAGCAUCCACACAUUGCCAAUCCCAGACUUCAACUCGAGAGUCCAGAGGAACAGUGUGAACAAUGGUUUGAGCCUCCAUAUGAUGAAAUGGUAGCAGCCCAUCUAAAGUGCUGUUGGUGUGUGGCUAAUCAUGACUUCAUUGAAGCAUACUCACUACAAAAAGUUGUUGUUCAAGCAUUCAACAAAGCUUUCCAGAGCCAAAAAGAUGAAAACUGGGCUCUACCUGUUUUAUAUGUGGUCAUAGUUGAUCUGAGGUUAUUUGCCAACAGUGCUGAGACCCAGUUGUCAAAGAAAGGGAAAGGAAAACCUGGUGAAUUAUUAGAGAAAGCAGCUGAUACUAUGAUGGCUUGCUUUAGAACGUGUGCUGCUGAUGGGUAUGUAUAUUAUGCCUCCAUUCUAUUCACUUUCAUGCACCAGGGCCCCGUCUUACAAAGAAUUACGAUUGAUCCAAUCAUCUUUAACUACCAUGUAUAUGAAAGUCCCACAAUGUCAUAAUGUCUUCUCCAGAAAAUUUGCAUGAUGUCCUUUGUAAACAAAGAGAAGCACACUGAAUUGGUAAGAAAACAAUGAAUGAAUGAUUAUACAUCACAUCUUGGAAAUAUUUUAGAUGUUUUAGACAUUUUAGAUGUUGACGUUGCUGGCUUUCCAUAGACGUUGCUGGCUUUCCAUAGUUGUGGUUGAUCGGAUCAAUCGUAACUCUUUGUAAGACGGGGCCUAGGUGGAUGUUUCAUAAAGCUGUUUGUAAGUUAAGAACGACUGGUGAAACUUUCUUACGUGCUAAACCAUCGCUGAUGAACAUAUUGGUGUAUACCAUUUACCACAUGAAAGGAUCACCAGUCAUUCUUAAAUUCGCUCUUAACUUACAUAUAGCUUUAUGAAACACCCACUGAGGGGGGUGUUUAAAACGAUUAAAGAGUGACUUACAUUCAUGCUUAAGUGCCAGUGCGCACAUGAUAUUUAAACUGUGAUAUCAUUGAUUGGUAGCAUGGCAAGUUUGACUAAAAAUUGCUCUUGUAUUCCCAGUUGCUUGUAGUAUAUUACACAUCAUCAGGCUCACACGGCUGUUUCACAGUGAAUAUAAGCUUAGCGCCCCCUUGCGGCCCGAGUACGCAUAUGCAUUUAACGUUGUUGUACCACGAUCUCUUCAAAUGCGAUGAAAAAAAACUUUGGCGAAUGUUGUGGCAUCUGGCGCUGACACGACCAACUCUCUCUGUCUAUCCUCAACAGUUUCUUUAUUUCGCAAAAAUUCCGUGGAGAAAACAUUUUUGUCCAUGUUUGAAGUCUUGCCUUGCGAUGGGAUAAAUCAUUUUCUGAAGCGAUGAGAUGGAAUUGGGACCUUCACAGCAUCCAACAAACAAGGAUUUCUGUGAGGCAUUGGGUUUUCCACAUUGCAGACCUCUGUAUCACCAACUUAAAUGAGCCUCCACCUGUCCACCAUGAUCUCCCCCAAACUUAAUCCACACCCCAUCUUCAGGAAUUGCCCCAUCGUGAGUUGUGAGAAAUCCAUUCCUGUGGAAAGAUGAUGGAACAUGAACAUUGGUCUGUGACUCUGCUAUGGACCUAGUGAAUCACUGUCGACUAUCCAUGGUUCAAGUGAGGGUUGGCCAACCUGGUCAUUUCUUAAUUACCUACAGACUGUAACUGCACCGUGCAAAGUCUUAUGCAGGAAUGGGGCUACAGCAGUAAUGGAGAAACCACCUUUGACUGUGGAGAGAUCAGAUGAUGCAAUACAUUUGGUCUGCCCCCCCCCCCCCCCACCAGAGGAGCCAUGCACUGCCAGAGAUCUUGAGCCAGGUCUUCACUGGUCAGGACUUCAGUGGUUAUCCAUGGAUAAGAUAAUGAGGUAUCUCAUUGAUUUCGGCAUGACCAUCUUCCAGAAGCUUCUUCCAAACGAAUCUGGAGGCUCUUUCCAUGGAUCUUGGAAUAUCUACAAUAUAUUGUAUAGCUGGUUCAAGUGCGAUUCCAGCUUUUUUAAGAGCUUCUUGACAUUCUACUUCUACUGGCCUUUAUUGUUGUUAACAUCUCCUGUGAAUGUUUAUAGGAGGCCAGUUUUGCCACAAACACAGUAAACCUCGAGUUCAGAUAUAGUUAGAAAACAGGAACUACUUGUAAAAUCAUCUAAUGUUCUUGCUACAAAUUGGACACGGUGAAACAUUACAUUCAUUAUAUCUUAAGUAUGUACUGAGGUACUCACUACAAAAGGAAGUUGGGGUCAAAAGGUCAAGUUUUUGUUCAACUUGGUCACAUUUGUUUAUUUCUGCAUCAAUUAUGUGCACACUUACAUCUGAUCCUUGGGUAAUACUACAUGUACGUUCAUUAGGAUAAUGAAAAUUGCUUAGUCAGGAAAAGUGGCUUAUUGGAUCCUCUAUCUUUUGCUUAUAAUUGUCUCGCCUGCAUAGCAGAGCGAGACUAUAGGCGCCGCUUUUCCGACGGCGGCGGCGUCAACAUCAAAUCUUAACCUAAGGUUAAGUUUUUGAAAUGACAUCAUAACUUAGAAAGUCUAUGGACCUAGUUCAUGAAACUCAGACAUAAGGUUAAUCAAGUAUUACUGAACAUCCUGCCUGAGUUUCAGGUCACAUGACCAAGGUCAAAGGUCAUUUAGGGUCAAUGAACUUUGACCAUGUUGGGAGAAUUAUUUUCAAAAUCUUAACCGAAGGUUAAGUUUUUGAAAUGACAUCAUAACUUAGAAAGUAUAUGAACCUAGUUCAUGAAACUUGGGCAUAAGAUUAAUCAAGUAAAAGUGAACAUCCUGCUUGAGUUUCAGGUCACGUGACCAAGGUCAAAGGUCAUUUAGGGUCAAUGAACUUUGGUCAAGUUGGGGGUAUUUGUUGAAUUACCAUCAUAACUUUGAAAAUUUAUGGAUCUAGUUCAUGAAACUUGGACAUUAGAUUAAUUAAGUACCACUGAAUAUCCUGUGCGAGUUUCAGGUCACAUGACCAUGGUCAAUGGUCAUUUAAGGUCAAUGAACUUUGGCCGUGUUGGGGGUAUAUGUUAAAUUACCAUCCUAACUCUGAAAGUUUAUGGAUCUAGUUCAUAAAACUUGGGAUAUAAGAGUAAUCAAGUAUCACUGAACAUCCCCUGUGAGUUUCAGGUCACAAAACCAAGGUCAAAGGUCAGUUAAGGUCAAUAAACUUAGGCAAUGUUGGGGUAAUUGUUGAAUUGCCAUCAUGAAAGUUUAUAGAUAGAGUGAAUGAAAUGUGGACAUGGGUGUAGUUGACGAGUCUUAAGUCACCGUUCAAAUGUCAUUUAUGGUCAAUGAACGUGGUAUUAUGUCAUUAUAUGAAUGGUGUUUUUGUGAAUGAUUAUUUUAUAGUAGUUUUCAAAGUUAGCACUGCUGCUAUAUUAAAUCGCGUAAUGCAGGCGAGACUGCCAGAGGCGUUCCACUUUUUUCAAAAUUCAAUAUUUCUCCAUCAAAUCUGACAAAUUCAUUAUUUUUUUAUCAGUAAUUAUUAAACAAUGUCAGUAAUAAGAGUAAUUGACGCAAAUAUUCAAUGACGAACUAAAAAAUGUUUCUAAUUGGAUAAAAGCUAACAAACUCUCUCUUAACCUAGAAAAAACUAGCUACAUGCUAUUUAGCAACAAGAUUACGACUGUACCAAAAGAUGUAAUUUUAAAUGAUACUGUCAUUCAAAGAGUGUGAUCUACUAAAUUUUUGGGACUGAUCAUUGACAAAAAACUUUCUUGGAAAGCACAUAUUGAUAAUAUUUGUAAAAUCAUUGCUCGCAACAUUGGUGUCAUUAGAAAAAUAAAUUACUUCUUACCCCAUUAUAUUUUGUUAUCAUUGUAUUCAACGUUAAUUUUACCUUACUUGAAUUACGGAGUUGUUGCAUGGGGUAACGCAGCGAAUUCUCAAAUUGAUAGACUUUUUAUUCUACAAAAAAGAGUGAUUCGUAUUAUUAGUCAUGCAGAAUUCAGGGGACAUACAAAUAUUCUGUUUUUGAUAAAUAAAGUCUUGAACGUUAAAGAUUUAUAUUCUUUUCAACUCGGACAGUUAAUGUACAAGUUAAUCAAUACACAAUUACCGUUACCUUUUAAUUUGUAAAAAAUGAUACAAUUCAUAAGCACUUCACUCGCCAGGCGAGUUCCUUUUAUUUCAUUUACCUCUAAAUAGAACAUCGUUUGCACAGAAGACAUUUGAUUUUACUGGUCCAAAAUUAUGGAAUUCUUUUUCAAAGGUAAUUCAAUACAAAAUUUCAAAGGAAAACUUAAAAAAUAUCUUCUGAAGUCAUAUUAGAUUAUCGUUUUUUCCCAAAGUAAUGUAAUUCAGAACUUAAUAAUUAUGUAAAUGUGUUUAUUAAUUUCUCUUUGUAUAUAUGUUUGAUCGUGUUAUGAUUUCUGUAUACAGU
Lytechinus pictus (painted urchin) is the source of this 4504-nucleotide messenger RNA. RefSeq names its product PCI domain-containing protein 2-like. The transcript is spliced from 10 exons. Bases 18 to 653 code for a protein of 211 amino acids. Gene Ontology annotation, biological process: post-transcriptional tethering of RNA polymerase II gene DNA at nuclear periphery; transcription elongation by RNA polymerase II; poly(A)+ mRNA export from nucleus. Lineage: Eukaryota; Metazoa; Echinodermata; Echinoidea; Temnopleuroida; Toxopneustidae. Gene Ontology annotation, cellular component: transcription export complex 2. Gene Ontology annotation, molecular function: RNA binding; double-stranded DNA binding. The record is from RefSeq and is a predicted model, not a curated record.